Messenger RNA from Elgaria multicarinata webbii, 2178 nucleotides. RefSeq names its product retinol dehydrogenase 16-like. The coding region runs from base 128 to 1081 and encodes 317 amino acids. Lineage: Eukaryota; Metazoa; Chordata; Lepidosauria; Squamata; Anguidae. The record is from RefSeq and is a predicted model, not a curated record. The transcript has 5 exons. Gene Ontology annotation, cellular component: intracellular membrane-bounded organelle. Gene Ontology annotation, molecular function: all-trans-retinol dehydrogenase (NAD+) activity. Gene Ontology annotation, biological process: retinol metabolic process; steroid metabolic process.
AAAUCCCGCCUUGCCUGGAAAAGUUAACAUGCUAAACGAGUCCGAAAAGGCAUCAGGCAGAGAGCGAAGUGCCGGAGGUUGAGCUCUUGCGACAAGGAAAGAUUUAGAGCCAUAACGACCUUUGACCAUGUGGUUCUACUUGGCAGCCUUGCUGGGCCUCAUUUUCCUACUCCGAUGGUACCGUGAAAGACAGGUCUUGAGCAACCUGACAGAGAAAUAUGUAUUCAUAACUGGCUGUGACUCUGGUUUUGGCAAUCUGCUGGCCAGGCAGCUGGAUGCUCGGGGCCUUCGAGUGCUGGCAGCCUGUCUUACAGCGCAGGGGGUGGAGAAGCUGACAGCAGCUACCUCAAAACGGCUGCAAACCACCCUCUUGGAUGUCACCAGCACUGAAAGUGUGGCCAAAGCAGUGGAAUGGGUGAAAAGCCAUGUGGGAGACAAAGGUCUGUGGGGCUUAGUGAACAACGCCGGCAUUUCAAUCCCAGUGGGCCCCAAUGACUGGCUGAGCAAGGAGGAUUUCAAGAAAGUCAUAGACAUCAACCUUCUUGGGGUGAUUGAUGUGACCAUACAAAUGUUGCCUUUGGUGAGAAGAGCCAGAGGGAGGAUUGUUAAUGUUUCCAGCAUAAUGGGACGGAUAUCCAUGUUUGGCGGUGGCUACUGUCCUUCAAAAUAUGGUGUGCAGUCCUUCUCCGACAGUCUCAGGAUUGAAAACAUCCAUUUUGGUGUCAAAGUCUGUAUAAUAGAACCAGGCUACUUCCGAACUAACAUCACAAAUGAAAGCAUCAUGCACGACAACUUCCGUCAGCUCUGGGAGAAGCUCCCAAAGGAGACCAAGCAAGUCUAUGGGGAGUCUUACUUGCAGAAAAUACUCAAAGAAACCACUAGAAUACAAGAUAAAUGCAAUCCUGAUCUGUCCCUGGUUACCAGCUGCAUGGAGCAUGCCCUGACUGCUGUACACCCUCGAACCCGCUACACGGCCGGCUGGGAUGCCAAGCUUUUUUUCAUUCCUCUGUCCUAUAUGCCAGUAUGGCUGACUGAUCAAUUAUUCGUCAGCUAUGGCCCCAAGCCAGAGCGGUGCUGUUAGGGUUGUGGGGCCAUGAAGAGCAGAAGAUUGUUGUUGUUGUUUUUACAGUGAUGGCCUGGGCUGAAGACCUUGCCUCUUUUUAAAAAAUUGCUUUUAAAACCUUUCUAAUUCUUAUGUGGCUUUUGGUGAGAUGCCUCCUUCUCUUGCUACAUGACGGCUUGUUUCCAAGCUGGCUUAAACCUACAUCCUGCCUCUUGUCGGCAGGAGCAGGUGUCGAACCAGUGCUUUGCUCUCCCUCCCAGAAUUCCUUUGUCAUUUGGCUGUAACCUUUUCCCUUCCUUCUGAUACAGAGGGAGGUGAUACCUUCCCCGGCUCUGCCUCUCAAGCAGCCUCUGGGCACCAACAUCUGAAGCUGCCUUAUGCCUAGACAGAUCAUUGAUCUCUCUAGCUCAGUAGUGGUGACAUGGCUGUCCAAGGUCCCAGCCAGAAGUCUCCUCCCAAGUCCUUGUAACUGAAGAGGGUGAGGAUGGAACCUGCCAUCUUCUGCCACUGAGAUAUGGCCUCCAUCCAUGCGGGAGUAGCUCUUAUCCUAUGCAAUCAUUGACCAAUAGGCCACUUGCUCAGGGCUGGCUUAAGACACAAUUGGUGCUCCAGGAAGAUCAUCCGGCCUACUAGCCCAGGCCCAAAUCCACAUGUACAAACAUCACUGAAAUAAACAGGAUUUGUGAGUUUCUGCGCUUUGGCACAGUUUUUGUUGGCUUCAGUGUGGCUUGUGGAGUUAUAGGAGCUUUACAGGGGCCCGUCUGCCUUCCACUCUGGCUCUAAUCCUUGUGGGCUGGCAGCCUCAUGUUAAGAAUGACGCCACAUUUAAUCUGUAGUCACAAGGGGUCCCUUUAAUGCAACAUAUAUCAGAGGUGGGGAACCUUCCUUUUCUUUUUCUUUGCCGAAGGGCCAAAUUGGCUCCCGGCGAGUGGAAGGGGCCACCGUGUCAUUGCCAGCAUGCAGCCAUGGCCACUUCCUCAGAUGCACACAAACGCACUAGUUGUUCCCAUUUCUGGGAACGCACAUUCAUGCCUUCUCUCCCCCUGCCCCGCUCAUCCCAUGCACGCAUACACUACCGAGAGGGAAAGGGAGCCUUGCACCCUACAGCAAGAAAA